Malassezia japonica is the source of this 960-nucleotide messenger RNA. RefSeq names its product non-specific serine/threonine protein kinase. Gene Ontology annotation, biological process: protein phosphorylation. Bases 1 to 960 code for a protein of 319 amino acids. Gene Ontology annotation, cellular component: cytoplasm. The transcript has 3 exons. Gene Ontology annotation, molecular function: ATP binding; protein serine/threonine kinase activity. The record is from RefSeq and is a predicted model, not a curated record. Lineage: Eukaryota; Fungi; Basidiomycota; Malasseziomycetes; Malasseziales; Malasseziaceae.
AUGCACGGUGCAGUACGGUAUACCAAACAGGCGCGCAUCGGGUCAGGGUCGUACGGCGAGGUAUUCCGCGGUAGCGAUAAUACCAAUGGCCAGGUUGUCGCGAUCAAGGUGGUUGAUUUGGAGCUGUCCGGCGAAGAACUGCUCGCAGUGCAGCGCGAAAUCGCGGUGCUGAGCCAGGUACAUAACCCUUACAUCACGGCCUACUAUGACAGCUUCUUGCAAGGACCGCAGCUCUCCAUUGUAAUGGAGUACUGCGCGGGGGGCAGCUGUGCGGAUAUGCUCGAUGCGGGGCUCUUGCGCACCGAGCACAUUGCUCCUGUGCUCCGUGGAGUGCUUCACGCGUUGGUAUACCUGCACAGCGACAAUAAGCUGCACCGUGAUAUCAAAGCUGCUAAUAUCCUGCUGUGCCAUGACGGCAGCGUCAAGCUUGCCGACUUUGGCGUCGCGGGCCAGCUUACCAUGGCGUCACGAAAGGACAGUGCAUUUGUCGGCACGCCGUACUGGAUGUCGCCGGAAGUCGUGAAGCAGAGUGGAUACGAUUCCAAGGCGGAUAUUUGGAGCGUGGGGAUCACAGCGAUUGAGCUCGCAGAAGGUGAUCCGCCUUAUGCGAAUCUGCACCCGAUGAAGGUCUUGCAUUUGAUCCCUCGGAACCCUCCGCCGACGCUUGGCCCGACCUACCCCAAGCCUCUCCAACAGUUUGUUAAUCUGUGCCUUACACGCGAUCCUCAGCAGCGUCCCAGCGCUGCCGUGUUGCUAAAGCACAAGCUCAUUCGCAGUGCGGCGCCUACAUCGACGCUCGCGCCUUUGGUCGCUCGAAGGGUUGCUCAGGCGACCGAAGGCGAUGUGUCCCCGGCCAAGUCGGACGUGUAUCCCGAGCGCAACACGGGCAUGUGGGAUUUCGGCACGGUACAGCACCGCGCACGGUUAGCGACAGUCGUGCAACAGGACGUGCCGCGUUGA